AUGUCGAACAUUAUUGGAAAAGCGGGGCUUGGUCUUGUGAGGGCGUGGCACCAUGUAGAUCUCUCCAAGGACGAGCGUACAUUGGGUCGCUUGGCGUCGUCGAUUGCCAUUGCUCUCAUUGGCAAGCAUAAGCCAAUUGUACAUGAGACAGAAGAUGCUGGCGACUAUGUUGUUGUCUCCAACUGCCAGCAUCUCAAGGUCACUGGCCGCAAGCUAGUCGAGAAGACGUAUUGGUCGCACACCACCAGACCGGGUUCCGGGAAGGCCACUCCUAUGGAGAAGGUGAUUGAUGACUAUGGUUAUGGAGAAGUUGUUAGACGUGCCGUGUCCCGGAUGCUUCCAAAGGACAGACACAGAAAGGCUAGGUUACAGAGACUCAAGGUCUUUGACGGCUCCACCCAUCCAUAUAGGGGGAACAUCAUUGCUUGGGCAGACGAAACACCUCUAGUGGAGAAGGCCAUCUUGGAGGCCAAGGUGAGGAACGAACAGCUCUCCAAGUUCAACGAGCUCCUCAAGGAGAAGAAGUUGUAG
This is a messenger RNA of Pichia kudriavzevii, 531 nucleotides long. RefSeq lists its product as uncharacterized. The coding region runs from base 1 to 531 and encodes 176 amino acids. Gene Ontology annotation, cellular component: ribosome; mitochondrial large ribosomal subunit. The record is from RefSeq and is a predicted model, not a curated record. The transcript has a single exon. Gene Ontology annotation, biological process: translation; negative regulation of translation. Gene Ontology annotation, molecular function: structural constituent of ribosome; mRNA binding. NCBI's taxonomy places the organism in Eukaryota, Fungi, Ascomycota, Pichiomycetes, Pichiales, Pichiaceae.